Messenger RNA from Cannabis sativa, 3336 nucleotides. RefSeq names its product alkaline/neutral invertase A, mitochondrial. Bases 933 to 2996 code for a protein of 687 amino acids. The record is from RefSeq and is a predicted model, not a curated record. Gene Ontology annotation, molecular function: endo-alpha-N-acetylgalactosaminidase activity; sucrose alpha-glucosidase activity. Gene Ontology annotation, cellular component: mitochondrion. The transcript is spliced from 6 exons. Gene Ontology annotation, biological process: sucrose catabolic process. NCBI's taxonomy places the organism in Eukaryota, Viridiplantae, Streptophyta, Magnoliopsida, Rosales, Cannabaceae.
AGGGAGUUAUAGUAAAAGAACUCAAAGGAGCAUUUGACAGAACAGUUGGAGUGCAUAGGAUCAUAUGUUGAUUGUGGAAGUGCCAAGGUUCCUUGGACAAAACUCUCAUUAAAUCACCUUCACAGCCAAAGGUGAUCAUAAAAGAAUUCUCUUCAUAGGUGGAGACAGUGACUUCAAAUCUCCCUUUCCAUUGAGUAGUAAGGAAGUUGGUAAAUUGUUUUGGGUUAAAGCCUCUAUGAGAGAAAAUACGACAGAUAAUUCGAUGAGAGACAGGUCGAGUGGGUGGCCUAGGAAGGUUGGACAAAUUGACAACUUCUCUUUCCCGAUUAGAGAGGGCUCGUGAAAUAUCAGGAUGAAAAGAAUCCAUAUUUGCAGUGGAAGGAAGCCUGUAACUGAUGCAGAAGAAGAAACCUUGAAGAAGAGGAGGUUAUAAUUUAAAAAAGAGAUGAGCGGGAGUGGUUGAGACUCAUGGGAGGAGGUUAUAUUAUAAAACCUGGGCAGAAAAUUGAAGAGGAACAGUUAAAAAGAAAAAAACGGAAACAACUGCCACAGAGCAAAUUUUAAGGGCAGACAAUGCUCAUAUAUCGUUACAAAAUAUCUUCAAUAGUAGUGAGAAGAAACCUUAAAACACAAAAAAAAGAAUUUCUCUUGUUUCUCAAUCAAAAUAUUUUCUCUGAUCAGAUCGGUAUUCUUAUACUGUAAGUAUAAAGAUUUCAUUUUUAAGUUCCUAUAUUCAUACAAAUAUAUAAAUUUUUCUACUUUUUAAGAACAAUUUAUAUAUCUAGUUUCUUUUCUUUUUAAGUGUUCUAAGAUUAACAGAGGAAUCUGUAUAUAAAUUGUUGAUUUUUAUUGAAGAAAAUUUGAAAUUGUUGAAAAAAAGGAAUUGGGUUAUAGUUUUAAGGGUGUAAUUGUUAAGAAUUUAGUUUGAGAAUAUGAGUAGCAGCAGCUGUAUUGGGAUUCAUUCAAUGAAACCUUGUUGUAGAAUUCUAGUUGGCUGUAAAAAUCGUUCCUUUUUUGGGUUUUCUUCACCCAAAUUGAACGAUUCCAUCACUGAAAAUUCAUCGAGAUCGGUCACCAGAGGCCGAUUCGGUGGCUCUAAUUCUCAAAUUGUAGGCUAUGUAUGUGUUACUGAUCAGAACCGGAGGGCUUUUAAUGAAUCUGGUUCAAAUUGGGGUCAGUCUAGGGUUUUUAGAAGAAAUUUUCUAGGGAUUACAGGGAAUAAAUUUAGUGGUAGCAGUAGUAGUUUUAGAAGGAGGAGGAGGGUUUUAGUUGUAAGAAAUGUAGCCUCGGAUUUUCGAAACCAUUCUACAUCUUCUUCUUCUUCGGUGGAAGCUAGUGUUAAUGAAAAAAGCUUUGAAAGUAUUUACAUUCAAGGUGGUUUGAAUGUGAAGCCUUUGGUGAUUGAAAAGAUUGAGCCGGGUUCUAAUGAUGUGAUCAAGAAAGAGGAAGAGUCUUCUAGUGUUGGAGACUUGAAUGUGGAUGUAGAUAGUUCUAAUUUAAAUGAGACUAAGGUUGAGAAAGAGGUGUCUGAGAGUGAGAAGGAGGGGUGGAAGUUGCUUUGGGAUUCAGUUGUCACUUAUUGUGGGAAUCCUGUGGGAACUGUAGCUGCAAAUGAUCCGGCCGACAACCAACCUCUGAAUUAUGAUCAAGUCUUUAUUCGCGAUUUCGUCCCAUCAGCACUUGCUUUUUUGCUCAAGGGAGAAUCUGAGAUUGUAAAGAAUUUUCUGCUUCACACUUUGCAAUUACAAAGUUGGGAAAAAACUGUGGACUGCCAUAGCCCUGGGCAAGGGCUGAUGCCCGCAAGCUUUAAAGUUCGAACUAUGCCUCUUGAUGGAAGUGAUGAAAAAUUUGAGGAAGUUUUAGAUCCGGAUUUCGGUGAAUCAGCCAUUGGUCGCGUUGCACCUGUUGAUUCUGGGUUGUGGUGGAUUAUUUUGUUGAGGGCAUAUGGAAAAAUAACAGGGGACUAUGCGCUGCAAGAGAGGGUUGAUGUCCAGACAGGUAUAAGAUUGAUUCUUAACCUGUGUUUGGCUGAUGGUUUUGACAUGUUUCCCACUCUCUUAGUCACGGAUGGUUCCUGCAUGAUUGAUAGGCGGAUGGGGAUUCACGGGCAUCCUCUAGAAAUUCAGGCUUUGUUCUACUCAGCUCUGCGAUCCUCUCGUGAGAUGCUUAUUGUGAAUGAAAACACUAAAAAUUUAGUGGCUGCAGUCAAUAAUCGACUUAGUGCACUUUCGUUUCACAUUAGAGAAUACUAUUGGGUGGAUAUGAAGAAGAUCAAUGAGAUUUAUCGUUACAACACUGAGGAGUAUUCGACAGAUGCUAUCAACAAGUUCAAUAUAUAUCCAGAUCAAAUUCCUUCUUGGCUAGUUGAUUGGAUUCCUGAAGAAGGUGGCUACCUUAUUGGCAAUCUUCAACCUGCCCAUAUGGAUUUCAGGUUCUUUACACUGGGAAAUCUUUGGUCUAUUGUUUCAUCCUUGGGCACCCAGAAACAGAAUGAGGGCAUUUUAAAUUUGAUUGAGAACAAAUGGGAUGAUCUUGUGGCACAAAUGCCUCUUAAGAUUUGCUACCCUGCUAUGGAGCAUGAAGAAUGGCGUAUAGUCACUGGCGCUGACCCAAAGAAUACCCCAUGGUCAUAUCACAAUGGUGGGUCUUGGCCUACACUCUUGUGGCAGUUUACAUUGGCAUGCAUCAAAAUGGGGAGGCCAGAAUUAGCACGAAAGGCAGUUGAUUUGGCGGAGAAUAGACUUGCAGCCGAUCAGUGGCCUGAAUACUAUGACACAAGAAGUGGAAGAUUCAUAGGCAAACAAGCUCGGCUUCGCCAAACAUGGACCAUUGCUGGUUUUCUAGCCUCUAAAAUGCUUCUAGAGAACCCAGAGAAGGCAGCAUUGUUGUUCUGGGAUGAGGAUUACGAGUUGCUUGAAACUUGCGUCUGCACACUUAACAAAACCAACCGUAGGAAGUGUUCGCGUUUCGCUUCAAAAUCUCAGAAUAUGGCGUAAUGUGAUCACGCUAGCAUGGGAAGGGAAUAAAGUUAUGGAAGAGAACUCUGCUUUAAACCACCCUUAACAGGUUGUGUUGAUGACUUCCUCUAUAACAGUAAAGACAUUAAUUUGUUAGUUUUCUUACUUUCUAGUAUUAAGCUGACCAAACUGCCAAUAUGAUUGUAAAAUAUGUAUCCCAUAUCAUAAUUUUUGCUUAGCAUGCCGAUUCCAUUUAGAAUGGCUUUAUUUUAGAGAAGCCUUCUAACUCAUUUGUUUGGUUUAUUUCCCAAUUGGGAUUGGAAUUGUAAGCAUUUUAGUCUGAAAUAUAUUAAACUCAAAAUAAAUUUUCUUUUCUCUA